Molecule: messenger RNA, 360 nt
Organism: Akanthomyces muscarius
Lineage: Eukaryota; Fungi; Ascomycota; Sordariomycetes; Hypocreales; Cordycipitaceae
Exons: 2
Coding region: 1-360 (119 amino acids)
Source: RefSeq, a predicted model, not a curated record
AUGGAGACGACGACGGCCACAACUGCAUCAUGUAGGGAUAGGACACGCCCACGCCUAGUCUACCGCACCGCUGCCGAGCUGAUGGCCGAUCGCGACGUGCAGCACUUCUCCCCAGCGCGUGCGUACCUAGCUUGCGCUCGAAGUUGCGCACUCGACCGAGAAGAGGCGCGUCUCCACGGGGAGCGUGGUGCGCAGCUGGCCCACCAGCUCGUACGAGGCCGUCAUGGCCCGGUUCGGCCGCGAGAGGAGGGCCUGGCCGGCGAUCAUUACCGCCGCUUCAUGGCCGUCCUGUCCUCGGUCGCCGUCCCGCCGCCCGGGUUAUCACCGUGGGUGAUGCUGUCCGCUCUGAACGUGAAUUAA